GCCGUACCAUUGUUGUUUAAACCUUGGUGCUGCUAUCUGUGGCGUUGAUUGGAUCAACGUCUGAAUAUGCAUCACAAACAAGCAUACAAGCACACAGCUCUGCUCCCAUCGACACUCGCUUUUUCCCUUCAAUCCGCGUAUCACUGCAAAAUAAAAGCAGCCACUCACUGAUUUCUGCAACCAAAUACCCAUUCCUAGUCCAUAACUCUCUGAUAAGAGAAACUCAUGCUGUCAUACACUCCCAAGUAGGUGUCUAUCUACCACACAAGGCUUCUUUCUUGAUACUGCCAGAUCUUUCUUUGUUUCUUCAUUUCUGCCGCAAUGGGGGACACGAGGAAGUACAUUUCACAGCAAGACCUUAGAAAGCAUAACAAAAGAGGAGAUCUAUGGAUCUCCAUACAGGGCAAGGUCUACGACGUCUCCGAUUGGGCAAAUCACCACCCAGGAGGUGAGCUUCCACUCUUCAAUCUCGCUGGCCAGGACGUCACUGACGCUUUCGUAGCUUACCAUCCCGCCACUGCAUGGCAAUACAUGGACAACUUGUUCACCGGAUAUUACCUCCAGGACUACUCCGUCUCCGAGGUAUCCAAGGAUUACCGGAGGCUUGUGUCGGAAUUCUCCAAGAUGGGUCUAUUCGAAAGCAAAGGUCACGGCGUGUUCUUCGCUCUCUCCUUCAUAGCAUUUCUGUUUUCCGUGAGCGUUUAUGGUGUCUUGUGCUGUACCAACCCGUGGGUUCACUUGGGUUGUGGUGGCUUAAUGGGGUUCUUGUGGAUUCAGAGUGGAUGGAUUGGACAUGACUCAGGGCAUUAUCAGAUAAUGUCAAGCAAGGGUUUCAAUCGUUUUGCCCAGAUCCUUACUGGGAAUUGCCUCGCAGGGAUCAGUAUUGGGUGGUGGAAGUGGGACCACAAUGCCCAUCACAUUGCCUGUAAUAGUCUUGAUUUCGAUCCUGACCUUCAGCAUAUGCCAUUGUUUGCAGUGUCUUCCAAAUUUUUCGAUUCGCUUACUUCGCAUUUCUACGAGAGAAAGUUGAAUUUUGAUUCUGUGGCCAGAUUCUUGGUUAGCUAUCAGCAUUGGACAUUUUAUCCUGUAAUGUGCUUUGCUAGAUUGAACUUGUUCGCCCAAUCAUUCGUCUUACUCUUAUCCAAGAGGAAGGUACCCUACAGAGGGCAGGAGAUUCUGGGGCUGCUUGUUUUCUGGAUAUGGUAUCCCAUACUGGUUUCUUGCUUACCCAAUUGGGGUGAAAGAAUAAUGUUCGUCAUUGCUAGCUUCUGUGUCACGGGAAUACAACACGUUCAGUUCUGCUUGAAUCAUUUCUCGUCCAGUGUAUAUAUGGGGCCACCAAGCUCCAGAGAUUGGUUUGAGAAGCAGACUGGUGGGACGCUGGAUGUUAAGUGUUCACCUUGGAUGGACUGGUUUCAUGGUGGAUUACAAUUUCAGGUGGAGCACCAUCUGUUUCCGAGGCUGCCCAGAUGUCAGUUGAGGAAAAUCUCGCCUUUGGUUAAGGAACUCUGCAAAAGGCACAAUUUGCCAUACAACUGCGUCUCCUUCUGGAAAGCCAAUGCACUAACAAUUCAGACACUGAGGAAUGCAGCCUUGGAGGCUCGCAAUCCAUCUAACCCUAUUCCGAAAAAUUUAGUUUGGGAAGCUGUCAAUACCCAUGGAUGAAUUUAAUGGAAUCACUGCAAAACAUUUCACCUGCAGGUGGCACUCAUGUGUUUUGCUUCUCCACUUUCAUGCUUCAUUUACUGUCAGUUUUGGUAUACUUAUGUAAUUAUGUUGCCGUGGAUCUCUCUGAAUAAUCGAUUGUGAUGUGUUUGGCUUUGCGUCCAAGGUUCAUUUCAUUUUCAAUGAGACACCAAGGGAUGUAAUAUCUGUUACAUUCAAAUUCACUGAAAGAUAUUCUAUUUGCUGGUUU
Prosopis cineraria is the source of this 1915-nucleotide messenger RNA. Its product is annotated as acyl-lipid (9-3)-desaturase-like. Gene Ontology annotation, biological process: lipid metabolic process. Gene Ontology annotation, cellular component: membrane. The transcript has a single exon. The record is from RefSeq and is a predicted model, not a curated record. Bases 322 to 1665 code for a protein of 447 amino acids. Gene Ontology annotation, molecular function: oxidoreductase activity, acting on paired donors, with oxidation of a pair of donors resulting in the reduction of molecular oxygen to two molecules of water. NCBI's taxonomy places the organism in Eukaryota, Viridiplantae, Streptophyta, Magnoliopsida, Fabales, Fabaceae.